GGCUCGAGGCGCGGUGACCGCGUCUGGCGAGAGCUGGAGGAGGCGGUGGGAGGUGGUGGCGGCUGCAGCGCGGGCGCCUGAGGAGGAGGAGGAGGAGGAGAAGCGGAUGAGGAGUAGCUCCCGGCUCCUGGCUGGCACCGAGCGAGCUGCCGGCCAGGCCCCCGCCCCCGCGCCACCUGCUCGGUGCCAGGGGCAGCAUGCUCGCCGGGCUCCAUGGGGCCCGACAAAGUGACCGCCCGGGAGCUGUGCGAGAACGACGACCUGGCCACUAGCCUGGUGCUCGACCCCUACCUGGGCUUCCGCACCCACAAGAUGAACGUCAGCCCCGUGCCGCCUCUGCGGCGCCAGCACUACCUGCGCGCUGCGCUGGACACCUUCCUGCGGCAGCGCGACCUGGAGGCAGCGUACCGCGCCCUCACGCUCGGGGGCUGGAUGGCCCACUACUUCCAGAGCCGGCGGCCGCGGCAGGAGGCGGCGCUCAAGACCCACAUCUACCGCUACCUGCGCGCCUUCCUGCCCGAGAGCGGCUUCACCAUCCUGCCCUGCUCGCGCUACUCCAUGGAGACCAACGGGGCCAAGAUCGUGUCCACGCGGGCCUGGAAGAAGAAUGAAAAGCUGGAGCUGCUGGUGGGCUGCGUGGCCGAGCUGCGGGAGGCCGACGAGGGGCUGCUGAGGGCCGGCGAGAACGACUUCAGCAUCAUGUACUCCACCCGCAAGCGCUGCACGCAGCUGUGGCUCGGCCCUGCUGCCUUCAUCAACCACGACUGCAGACCCAACUGCAAGUUUGUGCCUGUAGAUGGGAACGCAGCCUGUGUGAAGGUGCUCCGGGACAUCGAGCCGGGAGAUGAGGUGACCUGCUUCUAUGGCGAGGGCUUCUUUGGCGACCAGAACGAGCUGUGUGAAUGCUACACCUGUGAGAGGAAGGGUGAAGGGGCGUUCCGGCUGCAGCCCAGGGAGCCGGAGCUGCCCACCCAGUCCCAAGACAAGUACGAGCUCCGGGAGACCAAGCGGCGGCUACAGCAGGAACCAAGUGGGCCUGGCCCAUGGGCAUGCAGCCACAGGCCCGCGCAGCGCCAGGACCUCUGCUGUGCUGCCUGCCAGCCCCUGCGCCUGCACAGCCCCCAGCGGGACGCUUCACCCCUCUGGCUGCAGUGGCUGCCCCAGCUCCAGCAUCAAGUGCGCCCCCGGAAGCGCCGCCGGCCCCGGCCCCAGCCCCGGCGCACCCCCAUUCCUCCUACCCUCCCUGCCGUCUGCAUCCCUGUACACCAGUGGGGGGGCUGCGGCCCCCACUGCCGCCUGCAGGCUGAGGCCCUAGUGGCCCUGGGCCGCCCCACCCUUGCACGCUGGGCUCCCCAGCAGGACUGGCACUGGGCCCGGCGCUACGGGCUGCCUUCUGUGGUGCGUGUGGACCUCAGCCGCCUGGCCCCAGCCGUGCCAGCAGCCUCUGUGGCUGCCGCCACCACCACUGCCCCUGAGACCCCAGCCCCCAGCCCCAUCCCCAAGCAGGCCCUGGCCUUUGCCCGCUUCUCCCCACCCAAGCGCCUGCGGCUGGUGGUCACCACGGGCGCCAUCAACCUGGAUAUCCACAGAGACGAGGCCUGAUGGGGCAGAGGGGCCUGGACAGGCCUGCCCGACACCCCCAAGUAACUGCUGACCCCUGAGCCACCCUACCCUGCAGGGAACCCUGGCCACUGGCUGCCCUCCCCCCUUCCCCAUUCCCACCUCAGGACUGCAGGAGGCCCCCUUCUUUCCCAGGGAGCAAAGCCAUAGGGGGUGGGGGCCUCCCCUGGCCUCUCCUGGAAGCCCAGGCUGCAGGAGGAGGUGACCUGUGCUGAAGAACCCCGUGUGGG
Molecule: messenger RNA, 1850 nt
Organism: Ochotona princeps (American pika)
Lineage: Eukaryota; Metazoa; Chordata; Mammalia; Lagomorpha; Ochotonidae
Gene: KMT5C
Product: lysine methyltransferase 5C
Exons: 9
Coding region: 214-1602 (462 amino acids)
Cellular component (GO): nucleus
Molecular function (GO): protein binding; histone H4K20 methyltransferase activity
Source: RefSeq, a predicted model, not a curated record